Messenger RNA from Armigeres subalbatus, 726 nucleotides. RefSeq lists its product as uncharacterized. The record is from RefSeq and is a predicted model, not a curated record. Bases 163 to 603 code for a protein of 146 amino acids. NCBI's taxonomy places the organism in Eukaryota, Metazoa, Arthropoda, Insecta, Diptera, Culicidae. The transcript is spliced from 3 exons.
CUGAAUAAACGUAUAUGUACACGCAGUUCGUCUAAACAAUCUUUGAUACAAAUAGAUUCAAAGAAUUUUUGUGGAAAAUCAGUAAAUUUUAAAUGUGCCAUUUGGAAACAAGCACCAUUUAACACACAACCUUAUCGGACGGUUCAAAUUUAAUGAUUUUAAAUGGGAGAUAGCUCAAAUAUACCUCAAAAGAUGCCGGUCCGGCGGCGUUCGUCGUUAUUUCAAUCUGACCAAGGUUCUAUUUCUGCUUCCCCUGUGCCAUACAAACCAAGUUAUGAAAAGCAACUGAAAGAAGAGAUCGAAAGCUGGAACCGACUGGUUCGGGACAAGGUGCACGAAAUCAACGAGUUCAAGAAGAACACCAUCGAGUUAAAUGCUUCGCUACUGUCCGAUGAGCAACGCCGCUACUUGAGUGCGGGCCCAACGGUGGAACAGGUGGCGCAGGAAUCGAAUACUUUCACCCAACUGGUAGAGCGAUACAUUCAACGAAAAUCGUUCCUUGCCAGCCGGUACGAUGCUAUCCUUCAGGAAACCCGCUCCCAGAUGGACAAUACGGCCCUGGACGUCGUGGAGAAUCAGCUGCUUUCGAAGCCAAUUGAUUGAGUCCAACCAUGGUGAUAGUUUCGAUUAAUUUAUUUUUUGCAAUUUGAUGUUAUGAAUUAAAGUAAUGUUUGUAAAGUUUGUAUCCAAAUGCAUUUCUACGAUUAUACUCAAUUACUAACAUUG